Messenger RNA from Telopea speciosissima, 1172 nucleotides. RefSeq names its product protein PLANT CADMIUM RESISTANCE 8-like. Lineage: Eukaryota; Viridiplantae; Streptophyta; Magnoliopsida; Proteales; Proteaceae. The transcript is spliced from 6 exons. The record is from RefSeq and is a predicted model, not a curated record. The coding region runs from base 38 to 841 and encodes 267 amino acids.
UUUUUUUUUUUGGGUUCUUCAGAAGCUCAGACCAUCGAUGAUGGCGGAUUCCGAGGAAAAGCCCAUUAAUGGAGUCGAAGAGAAAGGAGAGGAUACAUUCAUGGAAGGAGUUACUGUGUUGGAUUUUGAUAUGCUUUGUGCAACUGUGGCAUUGCAGACGCAAGAGUUUUCGAAGGAGAAAUGGGACAAAUUGGAGGAAAACAUCCAUGGAAACGGUAUGGAGAUUGGUGGAGUCCAAAGGAUGUGGGAAGGUGAAGUCCUUGAUUGCUUCGUAGACCGUCGAAUCGCCAUCGAAACGGCUUGCUGCCCAUGCUACAGAUUCGGGAAGAACAUGGGAAGAGCUGGUUUUGGUUGUGGUUUUAUUCAUGGAGCUGUUUAUUUUGUUCUUGCCGUCACUGCUCUUCUCAACUUGAUUGCCUUUGCUGUCACCAUGCGGCGCUGCUUUCUGUAUUUGGUACUUGCUUUCAUAAUUUUGGCUGGAACAUAUUUGGGUUUCUUCCGUACACAGAUCAGGAAACAGUUCCACAUCAGGGGUAGCGACAGUUGUUUGGAUGACUGUGUCAACCAUCUGAUCUGCCCCUGUUGCACAUUAUGCCAGGAGUCCAGAACAUUAGAGAUCAACAACGUUCAAGAUGGCAUCUGGCGAGGCCGAGGUGACACUAUAUGCAUUGGCAGCUAUGGCGAAGGGAGCAAAGGCUUCUUUGAGCUGCGGCAGCCUCCUCUAAUCCCAACCAAAUCCCCCGACCUCUGCAGCAUGCAGAAAGCGACAAAUGGUAGGGAUCACUCGUGGAUACCUGAUGCCAGCCAUUCCGAGCCACUGGUUUCUGAAUCGCAAGAGUAACUAUGUGCUAUAUCUCUCAUACAGUGCCCCAUUUCCAUUGCAAGGGUGGAAUGGAAGUAAUAGGUUUUUAGUGUGUAUACUGUUACUUUAUGGCCUUCGCCACAAAUUCUGGCUGGAAGGCAAAACUUUGUUGUCGAUCUAAUAGACUGGAGAAAAUUUUAGCUGCUCCAUGCUGCUUGGGUUGGUUGUAAUGCCCAAUCUGGGCCAGAAUUUGUUACAGAACUUGAGAAUUGUUGCCCUGACUGGCCUGAUGAUCGAUCUUCCAUCAUUUAGUUAGGUGGAGUGAAAUUAUACAAACGUGAAGGGUGAAGUGACCCUUUUAACCUGUGUA